CUCCCUCUAUCCCUCUCUCUCCCUCUCACCCUGAGAUGUACUGUAGGACUCCCUCUAUCCCUCUCUCUCCCUCUCACCCUGAGACGUACUGUAGGACUCCCUCUAUCCCUCUCUCUCCCUCUCACCCUGAGACAUACUGUAGGACUCCCUCUUUCCCUCUCUCUCCCUCUCACCCUGAGACGUACUGUAGGACUCCCUCUAUCCCUUUCUCUCCCUCUCACCCUGAGACGUACUGUAGGACUCCCUCUAUCCCUCUCUCUCCCUCUCACCCUGAGACGUACUGUAGGACUCCCUCUUUCCCUCUCUCUCCCUCUCACCCUGAGACGUACUGUAGGACUCCCUCUAUCCCUCUCUCUCCCUCUCACCCUGAGACGUACUGUAGGACUCCCUCUAUCCCUCUCUCUCCCUCUCACCCUGAGACGUACUGUAGGACUCCCUCUAUCCCUCUCUCUCCCUCUCACCCUGAGACAUACUGUAGGACUCCCUCUUUCCCUCUCUCUCCCUCUCACCCUGAGACAUACUGUAGGACUCCCUCUUUCCCUCUCUCUCCCUCUCACCCUGAGACAUACUGUAGGACUCCCUCUAUCCCUCUCUCUCCCUCUCACCCUGAGACGUACUGUAGGACUCCCUCUAUCCCUCUCUCUCCCUCUCACCCUGAGGUGUACUGUAGGACUCCCUCUAUCCCUCUCUCUCCCUCUCACCCUGAGACUUACUGUAGGACUCCCUCACUCCCUCUUUCCCUCUCUCUCCCUCUCACCCUGAGACAUACUGUAGGACUCCCUCUAUCCCUCUCUCUCCCUCUCACCCUGAGAUUUACUGUAGGACUCCCUCUAUCCCUCUCUCUCCCUCUCACCCUGAGACAUACUGUAGGACUCCCUCUAUCCCUCUCUCUCCCUCUCACCCUGAGACGUACUGUAGGACUCCCUCUUUCCCUCUCUCUCCCUCUCACCCUGAGACGUACUGUAGGACUCCCUCUAUCCCCUCUCUCCCUCUCACCCUGAGACAUACUG
Messenger RNA from Oncorhynchus keta (chum salmon), 1010 nucleotides. Its product is annotated as adhesive plaque matrix protein-like. The transcript has 2 exons. NCBI's taxonomy places the organism in Eukaryota, Metazoa, Chordata, Actinopteri, Salmoniformes, Salmonidae. The coding region runs from base 36 to 1001 and encodes 321 amino acids. The record is from RefSeq and is a predicted model, not a curated record.